AUGGCAUCCUCCGGCCCUCUCUAUUUGGGGUUUGAUUUGUCCACCCAGCAGUUAAAGGGGUUGGUUGUCGACUCCAGCCUGAAAAAGGUGCACGAUGCCAAGUUUGACUUCGAUGCCGACGCUCGAGGAUUUAAGAUAAACAAAGGGGUCAUGGUCAAUGAAGCUGAACGUGAAGUCUUCGCACCUGUGGCCAUGUGGCUACAGGCCAUCGACGUUCUCCUUACCAGAUUGAGAGACGACGGUCUCGACUUCAAACGAGUAAAGGCCAUCAGUGGCUCGGGGAUGCAGCAUGGAAGUGUCUUCUGGAACGCUGAUGCCGAGCAUUUAUUGGCGCAACUCAACCCUAAUAAGACAUUAGAAUCUCAACUCGACGCUGCAUUUGCCCACCCCUACAGUCCCAACUGGCAGGAUGCAAGCACUCAGAAGGAAUGCGACGAGUUCGACUCGAUACUCAGCAACGAACACCAGCUGGCGUAUGUCACGGGAAGUAAAGCACACCACCGCUUUACAGGUCCGCAAAUAUUGCGGUUUCAGCGCAAAUACCCGGACAAGUACAUUAAGACCAAGAGAAUAACCCUCGUCUCAUCUUGGAUUGCGACCGUCUUUUUGGGCAAGUUUGCGCCGUUUGAUAUCUCAGACGUGUGUGGUAUGAACCUUUGGGACAUCAAAGCCGGAACGUGGCACGAGAAGCUCCUCGAGCUAGCCGCAGGUCCAUCAGGCGUGGAAGCUUUGAAACAGAAGCUCGGCGAUGUACCUGAAGACGGGGGUGCCCAUCUAGGAACAAUCUCAGACUACUUCGUGCGGCGCCAUGGAUUCAGCGACGACUGCACGAUCAUCACUUCCACAGGCGACAACCCGUCCACCAUUCUUGCCCUGCCACUCCGUCACAACGACGCCAUGGUCUCCCUGGGAACUUCUACAACAUUCUUAAUGUCGACGUCUGAAUACAAACCGGAUCCAUCGACGCAUUUCUUCAAUUCCCCCACCACACCCGGCCUGUACAUGUUCAUGCUGUGCUACAAGAACGGCGGUCUGGCGCGAGAGAGGGUGCGGGACGCGAUCAACUCCAAGUCCGAUGUAAUGGACAGAACCUCGUGGGCCGAGUUCGACAAACAUUUGCUCUCCACGUCGCCGCUUGCACAGGACGACCCCUCUAAACCGAUGCAGCUGGGUCUGUAUUUCCCUCGCCCCGAGAUCAUUCCCGACCUCCCUACAGGGGAGUGGCAUUUCGCCUAUGAUCCGAAAUCUGACACCCUCACGCGGGCAUCCUCGGUGCCCCAGAGCCCUGAGCAGGACGCGCGAGUCAUCGUGGAGUCGCAAUUUCUGUCGCUUCGCCUACGCUCGCAGCACCUCGUUUCUUCGCCUGCCAAGGGUCUCCCGCCGCAGCCGCGCAGAGUCUACCUCGUCGGCGGCGGUAGCCGGAACAAGGCAAUCGCCACGGUGGCCGGGCAAGUCCUCGGUGGGUCCGAGGGAGUCUUCAAGCUUGACGUGGGUGAAAAUGCCUGUGCUCUCGGUGCUGCGUACAAGGCUGUGUGGGCAAUGGAACGUGAAGCCGGCGAGACAUUUGAGGAGUUGAUUGGCAAGCGGUGGCGCGAGGAUGAGUUUGUCGAGAGGAUCGCCGACGGCUACAACAAGGAGGUUUGGGACAAGUAUGGCCAGGCAAUAAGAGGGUUUGAGCAAAUGGAGCUGACGCUCCUCGGGGAAGAAGAGGCCAAGAGAAAGGGGCAAUAA
Messenger RNA from Capronia epimyces CBS 606.96, 1731 nucleotides. Its product is annotated as D-xylulose kinase A. The transcript has a single exon. The coding region runs from base 1 to 1731 and encodes 576 amino acids. Gene Ontology annotation, cellular component: cytosol. NCBI's taxonomy places the organism in Eukaryota, Fungi, Ascomycota, Eurotiomycetes, Chaetothyriales, Herpotrichiellaceae. Gene Ontology annotation, molecular function: D-xylulokinase activity. Gene Ontology annotation, biological process: xylulose metabolic process; D-xylose metabolic process. The record is from RefSeq and is a predicted model, not a curated record.